Molecule: messenger RNA, 2280 nt
Organism: Otolemur garnettii (small-eared galago)
Lineage: Eukaryota; Metazoa; Chordata; Mammalia; Primates; Galagidae
Gene: SLC2A3
Product: solute carrier family 2 member 3
Exons: 10
Coding region: 149-1471 (440 amino acids)
Biological process (GO): D-glucose transmembrane transport
Cellular component (GO): membrane
Source: RefSeq, a predicted model, not a curated record
GAGCGUGUGUUUCCGAGCGAUCCUGAGAACCUGAGGAAAACUUGCUGCCCCGAAGGACAUUUUGAAGGUUUUGUUGGCUGGAAGAGGUGUCUCUGGAAUCCCACUCUCAAAUCUUUCUUGAAGAUUUGAAAGGAACUAGGUUAGGGCCAUGGGGACGCAAAAGGUCACUCCAUCUCUGAUCUUCGCCAUUGCUAUUGCUACAAUUGGCUCUUUCCAGUUUGGCUACAACACUGGAGUCAUCAAUGCUCCUGAAGCGAUCAUAAAGGAUUUUCUCAAUUACACUUUGGAAGAGAGGCUAGAAGAUCUUCCCUCGACGGGGUUGCUCACAUCCCUCUGGUCCUUGUCUGUGGCCAUUUUCUCCGUUGGUGGUAUGAUUGGCUCCUUUUCCGUUGGACUCUUUGUCAACCGCUUUGGCAGGCGCAACUCAAUGCUUUUUGUCAACCUGUUGGCCAUUGCUGGUGGCAGCUUCAUGGGGUUCUGUAAAUUAGCUGAGUCGUUUGAAAUGCUGAUCCUGGGCCGAUUGAUUAUUGGCCUCUUCUGCGGACUCUGCACUGGUUUUGUCCCCAUGUACAUUGGAGAGAUCUCUCCUACUGCCCUACGGGGUGCCUUUGGCACUCUUAAUCAGCUGGGCAUUGUCAUCGGAAUCCUGAUAGCCCAGAUCUUUGGUCUGGAAGUCAUCUUGGGAUCUGAAGAGCUAUGGCCCGUGCUAUUAGGCUUUACCAUCAUUCCAGCUGUCCUACAAAGUGUAGCCCUUCCAUUUUGCCCUGAAAGUCCUAGAUUCUUGCUCAUUAAUCGAAAGGAAGAAGAAAAGGCUAAGGAGAGUGAGUAUCUUCCAAACUUCCCUAUGGGAAUUUCAGGGUUUUGUGAACAAGGUAGAAGACAAGUAUUCUAUUACUCAACAGGAAUCUUCAAGGAUGCAGGUGUUCAGGAGCCAAUCUACGCCACCAUUGGUGCGGGUGUGGUUAACACUAUCUUCACUGUAGUUUCUGUAACAAAUAUGGAGUGGGUCAUACUGUUUUUAAUAUUAACUUUCCUCUGUUCCUUCCUCUUACAGAAUAACUAUUCGUGGAUGAGUUUUGUCUGUAUUGGGGCUAUCUUGGUCUUUGUGGCCUUUUUUGAAAUUGGGCCAGGCCCCAUCCCCUGGUUUAUUGUGGCUGAACUCUUCAGCCAGGGACCCCGCCCAGCUGCAGUGGCGGUGGCUGGUUGUUCCAACUGGACCUCCAACUUUUUAGUUGGAUUGCUCUUCCCGUCUGCUGCAGCUUAUUUAGGAGCAUACGUUUUUAUUAUAUUCUCCACCUUCCUCAUUAUCUUCUUGGUCUUCACCUUCUUCAAAGUCCCAGAGACCCGGGGCAGGACUUUUGAGGAUAUUACACGGGCCUUUGAAGGGCAAGCUGCAGAUAGUUCUGGGAAAGGCUCCAACAUGGAAAUGAACAGCAUGCGGCCUUUUAAGCAGUCUACCACCCCUGUCUAAGUCAUGCCUCCUUCCACCUCCCUCCCAACAUGGAAAAGCAACCUCUCCCUGUUUGAGGGAGAGACUUCAUCAGGAUGAACCCAGGACUGCUUUUGAAUGCUGCUACUUGAUUCCCUUCUCAUCCCACACACUCCAUGAGCACUCAGAUGAACACUCCAUGAGCGCCCCAAAUGCUGGGGUUAGUUGGAUUCUCAAUGGCUUUUUAAAUAUUUCAUUUCUUAGGCAUUCUCUCCUGUUUAGGAGAGACCAAGUGAACCUACCUUCAUUUCAGGAGGCAUUGGCCACUUGGCAGAUGACAACUUUGCCAGCUUUUCCUCCCUUAGGUUCUAAUAUUGCCCCACUAGGGCAUAUAGGGGAGGAAGAGUAAGGUGCAAUUCCCCCAACCUCAGACUUACCAGGAAGGAGAUGUACAGAAGAGUGGAAGGCAGAGGGGGAUCAAAUAAGAGCACCUUCCUCACUUCUGUACAGCUCACACGCAAGUUAACUUGAGUUUUAUUUAUUUUACCUUCUGGUUUGAUUACAUAAAUAUUUAUUUUUUUAAGUGUAAAGUAAUUUUACCAAAUAAUGAAAACGUUAGGAAAUUGAGGUUAGAGGGAGGUGUUGAAAGAGAGGCUAUAGAGGAGAAGAUUUGAUGCUAGAGAGGUUAAGAUAUAUUAAGAAAGGAAGAAUUUCGGGGAAAAUGUAGGUCACUAUUGGAGGGUAUGUGUGGUGGUGCCUGAGGUUUGCGUGUUGCCACUUAACAAUUUCCUUCAAAUAGAAACUCUUUUAAGUUUGAUUUCUCAGAAAAGUCCAUGUGCCUAUAUAUAUAU